Messenger RNA from Carassius auratus (goldfish), 1760 nucleotides. RefSeq lists its product as uncharacterized. Lineage: Eukaryota; Metazoa; Chordata; Actinopteri; Cypriniformes; Cyprinidae. The transcript is spliced from 18 exons. The coding region runs from base 1087 to 1710 and encodes 207 amino acids. The record is from RefSeq and is a predicted model, not a curated record.
GGAGAAACAGUCAGGAAAGAAAGUGAUUAUGGGAGACUUCAAUGAGGACAUCUUGACAUCAUCUACAAUUGGUACACUAAUGGAACUACAUGGAUACAGUCAACAUGUGCAACACCCUACCACUGAAAAAGCUUCCAACUGGCAUACAACUGCAGGGCAAGUGUACAACUGGAGACGGUAUGUUCUAAGUCUAUCUAUAUCUAAAUGAAUAACUCUUAUAAUGAUCCAUCAGUUGAAUAUGUACAGCUGUUCCAUGUUAUGAUUGAAGUAUUAUCUGAAGGUAAUCCAUUUUAUCAAUGCAACACUCUGAAAUGAGAAUUGUAUCACUGUAUUGUCUGUUCUGUUUUUGUGUCCAUACGAUAUGAGUGCUAUCCUGAGAUUCCAACAUGGUCAGAGUCCAGUUAAUCCAGCCUGUAAUUCAAACAAGUGAUCAUCAUUUUCAACGCAACAUCUCCCAUAAUUGCUCUUCUUUCUUGAGCUAGUAAGCUUCACCCAGCCAAGUCAUUCUAAGCCAUCCAAAUCAUAAUGGAUGCUUGCAAACAUUAUAGGAAGCAUCCACAAAGACUGCCUGCAUCCAUCCAUUUGUCUCCUAAUAUCACAUUUAAGUCAAUAGAACAACACAAAAUUGGUUUGUGCAUCAACUAACUACUAACUACUGUCAAAGAUUUCUGCAAUGUUACACUUCAAACUUCCGCCUUAUCCAUUAUGAUUCUCUGCUCCACGAACUGUUUUUAUGAAGAGGCACACAACCAAUCAAAAGGUUUGUGCAAUACAUUACACUUCAAACUUCCGUCUUAUCCGCUAUGAUUCUCCACCCCAUGAACUGUUUUUAUGAAGAGGCACACAACCAAUCAAAAGGUUUGUGCAUGAAAACCCAAUAUCUCCUGUCCACUACUCCCAAAAGAUUUCUGCAAUUUACUACACAUCAAACUUCCUUCUCCAAUAUGACUCUCCACCCCAUGAACUGUUUUUAUGAAGAGGCACACAACUAAUCAAAAGGUUUGUGCAUGAAAACCCAAUAUCUACGGUCCACUACUCCAAAAAGAUUUCUGCAAUGUUACACUUCAAACUUCCGCCUUAUCCAUUAUGAUUCUCGGCUCCACAAACUGUUUUCAUGAAGAGGCACACAACCAAUCAAAAGGUUUGUGCAUGAAAACCCAAUAUCUACGGUCCACUACUCCAAAAAGAUUUCUGCAAUAUGUUAAACUUCAAACUUCCGCCUUAUCCAUUAUGAUUCUCCGCUCCAUGAACUGUUUUUAUGAAGAGGCACACAACCAAUCAAAAGGUUUGUGCAUCAAAACCCAAUAUCUCCUGUCCACUACUCCCAAAAGAUUUCUGCAAUUUACUACACAUCAAACUUCCUUCUCCAAUAUGACUCUCCACCCCAUGAACUGUUUUUAUGAAGAGGCACACAACCAAUCAAAAGGUUUGUGCAUCAAAACCCAAUAUCUCCUGUCCACUACUCCCAAAAGAUUUCUGCAAUUUACUACACGUCAAACUUCCUUCUCCGCUAUGACUCUCCACCCCAUGAACUGUUUUUAUGAAGAGGCACACAACCAAUCAAAAGAUUUCUGCAAUGUUACACUUCAAACUUCCACCUUAUCCAUUAUGAUUCUCCGCUCCACUAACUGUUUUUAUGAAGAGGCACACAACCAAUCAAAAGGUUUGUGCAAUGCGUUACACUUCAAACUUGCACCUUAUCCAUUAUGAUUCUCCACUCCAUGAACUGUUUUUAUGAAGAGGCACACAACCAGAAGUUG